Fusarium oxysporum Fo47 is the source of this 2241-nucleotide messenger RNA. RefSeq lists its product as uncharacterized. The record is from RefSeq and is a predicted model, not a curated record. Bases 355 to 2091 code for a protein of 578 amino acids. The transcript has 4 exons. Lineage: Eukaryota; Fungi; Ascomycota; Sordariomycetes; Hypocreales; Nectriaceae. Gene Ontology annotation, cellular component: intracellular membrane-bounded organelle. Gene Ontology annotation, biological process: magnesium ion homeostasis.
UCUUCAUCAAAGCUCGCCUUUGGUGCGAAAAGGUUGGAUUUUGACCAGACGAAACGAGGCAAAAAGACUUCAAUUGCCCGAAUAGCUUCUCAUCCUUAGCGACAGCAUCUCUUCAAGCUUCACCUUGACCCUAAGCUCCCCUGUCUCAGCCACAUUCCGGUCCUUAUCGUGUAAGCUUUGCCAAGAUCGCUUGUGCCUAUCCGUCGGAGAUUGAUUACCUUGGCCUGCCUUGAACGCGUUCAACUCAAUCUGACCUUCGACAAUCGACAUUCGCGGUCUUCCCGCUUCGCCUUGCGGUGACGAGAUAACUCAUAUAUCCGCACACACGAUAUACGAAAUACACAUCCUGUCACAAUGGCGAACGCUGCACGAUACAAUAUGGGCUCAAUACGCCCGGCUGUCAUUGGCAUGGGCCGAGUCUUUGGUGCAAGCUUGACGGCUGUCUCUGCCUUUCCGGUUGACACCAAGGGCCACCAUGACGCUGGCGAAGAGGGCGGUUCCAGCCUUUGGGUCCUCGCUGUUGCGUCAAUGGUUCUGGUCCUUCUUGGUGGUGCUUUUGCUGGAUUGACAAUUGCUUUGAUGGGACAAGACAGUAUUUAUCUCCAGGUUUUAUCGGGCGAUCCCGCGGAAUCGCAGUCUAAGAAUGCGAAACGUGUGUUGAAAUUGUUAAAACGAGGAAAGCAUUGGGUUCUGGUCACACUGCUGCUAUCGAACGUCAUUGUCAACGAGUCACUCCCCGUUGUAUUGGACCGAACUCUUGGUGGAGGUGUUGCUGCUGUCGUUGGCAGUACUGUUCUCAUCGUUAUUUUUGGUGAAAUUGUUCCCCAGUCUAUCUGCGUUCGAUACGGCCUUCCUAUCGGCGGAUACAUGUCUACUCCAGUUCUUAUUCUCAUGUAUCUCACCGCUCCCGUUUCUUGGCCUAUUGCAAAGCUUCUCGACUGGAUUCUGGGUGAGGAUCAUGGUACUUUGUACAAGAAGAGCGGACUCAAGACGCUGGUCACCCUCCACAAGUCUCUGGGUGAGAUUUCCGAGCGUCUGAACCAGGAUGAGGUAACAAUUAUCACAGCUGUUUUGGACUUGAAGGACAAGCCCGUUGCUGAAGUUAUGACACCCAUCUCCGAUGUUUAUACCCUUGCCGAAGACCACAUCCUCGACGAAAAGACCAUGGAUGAUAUUUUAUCCUCCGGGUACUCGCGAAUCCCUAUCUAUCGUUCUGGGAAUCACUUGGACUUUGUUGGCAUGCUUUUGGUCAAGACACUCAUCACCUACGACCCUGAAGAUAGGAUUCCCGUCCGCGAUGUGCCUCUCGGUGCAAUUGUCGAAACGCGCCCUGAGACCAGCUGUCUGGACAUCAUCAACUUCUUCCAGGAGGGCAAAUCGCACAUGGUGCUGGUAUCGGAGUUCCCCGGCUCGGACCAUGGUGCCCUCGGUGUUGUUACUCUUGAAGAUGUGAUCGAGGAAUUGAUUGGAGAGGAAAUUGUUGACGAAUCCGACGUAUACGUCGAUGUACACAAGGCUAUCCGACGUCUUACUCCCGCACCCCGAGCCCGCCGAAUUCACGCAACUGCUGCCGCUGCCGCUGCAAUGGCCACUAAGAAGGCCCCAGGCGACUCUAUUUUGGUCGACGUUGAAGAACACGCCGAGGAUCACCCUCCCAAUGUCGAGACUGCUUCUUUCCACAGCAAUUAUGAAGGGGGAUUCCACAACUCUGCCAAGACUGCCAUUCAUAUGAAGCGCCGGACCUCUGAUGGUGGCAUAGAAGGCACCCCAGUUGUUGUGAAGGCUAGUCUAGAUGAAAUGAGGUCUCAACUUCGUCUUGGGCCUGCCAACCGAGCUGCGAACCCUCGCAGCAAUACCCGCAGCCUCUUCAAAAUCAAACAAGGUCUCGGCGCGAGCCAUACGCCCCCCAACGAUGGCUCAAGACCUGCCCAGCCGCGCGCUGCAUCCCACAUGGGUUUCACGAGUACUCACGGACAAUCUCAGGCGCGGACACAGGGGCAUGAACGGACACCAUUAUUAGCUGAGGAGCACGAAGAAGCUAUUGACGACGAUGAAGAUGACCACAGUCGUAAAACAAAUGGUCGGCAUUAGGGGGUAUAUUUAGUGGUAUGGAUAAUAGGGUUUGAUGGAAUCGUUUCUUAGGAGUGGCUAUAUCUAAACCAGGGCCCUUUACUGUUGGGCAUACCAGGCAAGGUCUAGUUAAUACACCUCCGCAGCAUUGAUGACAGCAGCCAAAUCAUG